Messenger RNA from Thyridium curvatum, 1284 nucleotides. RefSeq lists its product as uncharacterized. The record is from RefSeq and is a predicted model, not a curated record. The transcript is spliced from 3 exons. Gene Ontology annotation, cellular component: mitochondrial inner membrane. Bases 1 to 1284 code for a protein of 427 amino acids. Gene Ontology annotation, molecular function: fatty-acyl-CoA binding; flavin adenine dinucleotide binding; glutaryl-CoA dehydrogenase activity. Gene Ontology annotation, biological process: fatty-acyl-CoA biosynthetic process; fatty acid beta-oxidation using acyl-CoA dehydrogenase. Lineage: Eukaryota; Fungi; Ascomycota; Sordariomycetes; Thyridiales; Thyridiaceae.
AUGUCUCGCGUGCUUGGCCAGAGAUGCGCACGGCAAUUGCUCCCCAGAGCUCGAGCGGCCGCCGGACGCCGGACCUAUGCCGCUGCCGCUGCUCCGGCCUUCGACUGGCAGGAUCCGCUCUCGUCCAAGUCACUCCUGACCGAGGAAGAGCAAGCUAUCUCGGAAACAGCUGAGAGGUACUGCCAAGAGCAAUUGGCGCCCCGCGUCCUUCAGGCCUACCGCGACGAGAACUACGACAAGAAAAUACUCGAAGAGAUGGGCGAACUUGGGCUUCUCGGGUCAAGCAUAGAAGGGUACGGGUGCGCCGGAGUGUCCACCGUGGCCGGGGGUUUGAUCACCCGUGCCGUCGAGCGGGUGGACUCGGGGUACCGGUCCGGCAUGAGCGUACAGUCUUCCCUGGUUAUGGGAGGCAUCCAUGAGUUUGGAUCCGAGGAGCUGAAGGAGAAGUACCUUCCUGGCAUGGCCAAAGGCAAGAUUCUCGGCGCGUUCGGUCUGACGGAGCCGAAUCACGGCAGCGAUCCCGGCUCGAUGGAAACGACGGCGAAGCCUCACCCGACGAAGGAGGGAUACUACUCGCUCAGCGGGUCCAAGACGUGGAUCACGAACAGUCCGAUCUCUGAUGUCCUGCUGGUAUGGGCCAAGCUUGCCGAGACGGGUAAGAUCCGGGGGUUCUUGGUAGAUCGGAAAGACUGCCCGGCGGGGACGCUCGAGACGCCUGCCAUCAAGAACAAGAACGGGCUGCGCGCAAGCAUUACGGGAAUGAUCCACCUGGACAACUGCCCCGUUCCGAAAGAACACAUGUUUCCGGAAGUGGAAGGUCUGCGAGGACCCUUCUCAUGCCUCAACAGUGCCAGAUAUGGGAUUGCCCUUGGUGUCAUGGGUGCGCUCGAGGACUGCAUCGACCGGGCACGAACCUACUCCCUCGAGCGGAAGCAGUUCAAGGGCAACCCGCUUGCAAAGUAUCAGCUCGUCCAGAAGAAGCUUGCGGAUGCUGCUACGGAUGCCGCUUACGGUACCCUGGCCGCUAUCCAAGUGGGCAAGCUCAAGGACCAGGGUCUGGCAACACCGGAGAUGAUUAGCAUGGUCAAGCGCCAGAACUGCGAUAGAGCGCUGCACCACGCCCGUGUGUUGCAGGAGAUCUUUGGCGGGAAUGCCGUGAGCGACGAAUAUGGGAUUGGUAGGCACGUGGCCAACCUUUAUGUGACCCAGACGUAUGAGGGCCAGAGCGACAUCCACAGCUUGAUUCUUGGCCGAGCCAUCACUGGCAUUCAGGCGUUCGUAUAG